AUGCGUCUGUCCGUGCUCCUCUCCAUCCUGCCUCUGGCCGUCGCCGUCCCCACGGCCAAGCGAUCCGAGCCCGCUCCUCUUCUGAUUCCCCGCGGUGCCGGCGCUCAAAGCCUGAUCGCCGACCAGUAUGUCGUCAAGUUCAAGGAGGGCAGCGCUCUCUCUGCCGUCGAGGAGGCCAUGAAGCAGCUGCCCAACGGUGGCGGCCAGAUGUUUAGCGAAGUUUUCAAGGGCUUCUCUGGUCAUUUUGAUGCUGCUACCCUCAGCCUCCUCCGCGACCACCCGGAUGUUGAGUAUAUUGAGCAAAACCACAGCAUGCAGGCUUACUCGCCCGUCACUCAGACCUCGUCUACCUGGGGUUUGUCUCGCAUCUCGCACAGGGACGCUGGCAAGAGCGGCUACAUCUACGACUCCUCUGCUGGAGCUGGAACUUGCGCCUAUGUUGUUGACAGUGGUAUUGACGAUUCGCACUCUGACUUUGGCGGCCGCGCCGAGCAAAUCAAGACCUUCAUUGGCCAGAACAACGACAACUGCGGGCACGGUACUCACGUCGCCGGCACCAUCGGUAGCACCACCUACGGCGUGGCCAAGAAGACUACUAUUUACGGCGUCAAGGUCCUCAGCUACGACAGCAGCAGUGGCGAAUGCCGGGGCCCUAACGACGGCAUCAUCAAGGGUCUCGAGUACGUCGCGCAGGAUGCCGCCAACCGUGACUGCCCCAACGGCGUUGUUGUCAACAUGAGCCUCGGCGGCGAUUUUUCUCAGUCGACCAAUGACGCCGUGGCCGCGCUCGUCAAGAAGGGGAUCUUCGUUGCCGUCGCGGCUGGCAACGGCAAGCGCGACUGUAAGACCUGCCCCGUCUACCCGAUCGACGCUAGCGAAGUGUCGCCUGCCUCAGAGCCGUCGGCGUGCACGGUCGGCGCGACCGACAAGGCCGACACCGUUGCCUCCUUCUCUAACUACGGCUCCUUGGUCGACAUUCACGGACCUGGUGUUAGCGUUACGAGUCUGGCAGUCGGUGGCGGCACCACGUCGAUGAGCGGCACCUCGAUGGCCACGCCGCACAUUGCUGGUCUGGCCGCGUACUUUAUGGGCCAGGGCAAGUCGGCGUCGGGCCUGUGCGAGUACCUCCAGAAGAUCGCGAUCGAGGGUGUCAUUAGCAACGUGCAUGAUGGCACCAAGAACCUGCUUGCUCAGAACGAUCUGGCACAAUUGCCCACCAUCGGCUUCAGCAAACGGUGCUGGCCCUGGUUGUUACGAGGAGGCGGUACCGGUUCGAGAAAGAUAGCAGAGCUCCAUGUCGCGAAAGCAGCAUAUUACGACCAAGACGACCAUUCUCAAGGUACUCUAGUCGCACGGGUUCGAGGUGACCCAUCCAAGGUUGAAGAGAUGAUGGGCAUCAACUUGGCUCAGCUGGAAACUUGCGCUGGUUUCGAGUUGUGCAGUGCUGCCAGUAUGCAUUUGCGCUGCUUCCGUGCGCUUUCGGACCUUCUCUUCGACAAGAUGAACGGUGCUGUCUUUGCCGAAAGCUCCCAGUUUGCCUCGGAAGCGAUUGGAGCAUUCCGCACCGCAGUCAUUUUUUCCUAUGGCGGCCGGCUUCUUGCACGUGGAGAGGUCAAUGUUGUGUCUUUCUUUGUUUGCAUGAUGGCCCUCAUGAAUGCUGCGGAAGGAUUUGGACAGCCGCUGAGCUUUGGCCCCAACGUGGCGCAGGCGACCAUGGCAUCUGGACGCAUCUUGGAUGUCCGUGCUUCGCGUGUCACGGACAAUGACAAUGUCAAAAGGCAUAAUCUAAAUUCAGAUGGUGGCGUUUCGAUCGAGCUUCGCAGCGUGACUCUCCGGUUUCCGACGCGAGAGGUACCAGUGCUCGACAAACUCGACAUGAAAAUCGACAAGGGAUAG
Messenger RNA from Cordyceps fumosorosea ARSEF 2679, 1896 nucleotides. Its product is annotated as oryzin precursor. NCBI's taxonomy places the organism in Eukaryota, Fungi, Ascomycota, Sordariomycetes, Hypocreales, Cordycipitaceae. Gene Ontology annotation, molecular function: ATP binding; serine-type endopeptidase activity. The record is from RefSeq and is a predicted model, not a curated record. The transcript has 8 exons. Bases 1 to 1896 code for a protein of 631 amino acids. Gene Ontology annotation, cellular component: membrane. Gene Ontology annotation, biological process: proteolysis.